Molecule: messenger RNA, 1201 nt
Organism: Cynoglossus semilaevis (tongue sole)
Lineage: Eukaryota; Metazoa; Chordata; Actinopteri; Pleuronectiformes; Cynoglossidae
Gene: naa10
Product: N-alpha-acetyltransferase 10, NatA catalytic subuni
Exons: 8
Coding region: 217-870 (217 amino acids)
Biological process (GO): N-terminal protein amino acid acetylation
Cellular component (GO): NatA complex
Molecular function (GO): protein N-terminal-serine acetyltransferase activity; protein-N-terminal-glutamate acetyltransferase activity
Source: RefSeq, a predicted model, not a curated record
ACUUUGGAAUUCCACUUAUGACCGGAUAUGGUGUUGGUUAUUGUGGUGCGCUUCUUCCUGCCUCCCACCCUCCAGUGCUAGCAAGGGGACUCGACUAGCCGGCUACAACAACUAAUUUGUCUUUAAUCUGUAGGCAGUAUCUAUUAUGAACUAAUAGAUUAGGGUUAUAUCGUUAUUGAGAGUUUCCGUAGGGCAGACAACAAACCAGCAGAGAAAAUGAACAUACGGAACGCGAGGCCGGAGGACCUCAUGAACAUGCAGCACUGUAACCUACUGUGUCUUCCAGAGAACUACCAGAUGAAAUACUACUUUUAUCACGGACUCUCCUGGCCUCAGCUGUCGUACAUUGCCGAGGACGAAAAUGGCAAAAUUGUGGGAUACGUGUUGGCAAAGAUGGAGGAAGACCCUGAUGAUGUUCCUCAUGGACACAUCACAUCCUUGGCUGUAAAGCGCUCUCACAGACGUCUGGGACUCGCUCAGAAGCUGAUGGAUCAGGCCAGCCGGGCCAUGAUAGAAAACUUCAAUGCUAAAUAUGUCUCACUUCAUGUUAGGAAAAGCAACCGGGCAGCCCUGCACCUGUACUCCAACACACUUAAAUUUCAGAUCAGUGAAGUGGAGCCUAAAUACUAUGCCGAUGGGGAAGAUGCCUAUGCCAUGAAGAGAGACCUGGCCCACAUGGCUGAUGAGGUGACUCUAAGAAAGCCUGGAUCUCGUGUGUCGGGUCAGGACCUGCCGCCCGGCCAGUCGGGCUCUGGAGACCAGGAGAGAGAGAGCGAGCGAGACAGCGGCGGAGAGAGCAAAGAGCUGAGUGAAGUCAGCGAGGCAACGGAAAGCACAGACGUCAAAGAUUCUUCCUCUGAUUCACAAUGACGCUGCGGCUUUAGACAUUUUUAAAUUCAUCGCUCCCUCUUCUUAUCUAUUUGACGCUGUUCUGACAGAAUCUGUGGAUUUGAAGAACAACUGUGACUGUUGGAGCGUCAUAGAUGUUUCAACAUCAUUUGGUUCUCUCCGGUCUUGAGUAAUAAACCAGGGAAUGACAACAGAUGAGAUGUUAUCAGACUAAAAUCUGUGCUGUUUUUUUUUUUGGAGUUUUAUUUGGAAUGUUGUCAUUUUAGAAGUUAUUUUACAAACGGCAUCCGCUCCUCAGUGAAUAAUAACAUCAGUCAAUACAGAAAAGGUCCAAAUAAAUCUUUUCAGAUAA